CACCUGAUGCAUACAUAACCAGAAAAUGUCAAAAUCAGAGGGGACAAAAAAAUCAAAUUAAUCCUCUACGAGAACAAAAGAGAGAAGGUGGGAGAAAAAAAUUUAAAACUUCUCUAUUGCAGAAUCAUAUGAUAUAAAGAAUAAAUAAUUACAUCUGAAAAAUAGAAAGUUUGUGAAGUUCUUUCAAAUACAUUCGAUCUCUCUCUUCUAGUUGCUCUUGUCCCGUCCAUACAAAGGCCAUGGCAAUCCAUAACUGGAUCAAUGUAUCUUCCUCAAAUUCAUAAUUUCCAAGAAAUAGAAUGCAAGUGUAGAUAACACAUCUCUUUAGAUGUUGAGGUAGAUUGUGAAAGCUUUUACAUACCUCUGAGACAUUAGCAAAUUUGGGCCAUUUCUUGGGGCAUCUGAAUUAUCACAGAUUGAGUUUGUGAUAUCAAACACUUCUGUUUGCUGGAUCUCCCAAUCUGUUUGCUGGAUCUCCCAAUUCUUGGAGCUCUGCAUCUCUAACCUUGGCAGCAUCAGUAGAAGUGGGGAAGAAAUGUGGGUGAUAUCCAAGACAGAUUCUAGACCUUCUGCUGGCAGAGGAAACCGAAGAGCUCCCAAUGAUUGAGUCUUGAUAAAGGGUUCGUGAUUUGGAGUUGCAGAGGAGGGUUUCGGGGCUUUUGGGGUAUUGUUUCAGACUUUCAGAAGACUCAGGACCCUGUAAGCCGGGGUUGGCCUUUUUAUCUCGGGUCAGACCGGAUCGAUUACUGCCGGUUCUCUGAAAUCAAAACUCAAAACAGCUUAAUUCCCCCUUUGCUAUCAAGAAAUCAGACAAAAAUAACUCAUGGCACUCGUCAAGUUGGCUGCAAGUAUCAGAAGAACGCAAUUACAACUCCUUCUUCCCCUUAUCCUGCGUUCUACCCUUCACCCACCUUUCACUUCUUCACGGAUUAUAUACUCUUGCUACUCUUCUACUUCUCCAUCUCUGCUCUCCCCUGUCUGGUCUCAUCUCCAUAAUUACCAUUUUUCAUCACUUGAUCGCUCUCCUCACUACGAUUCAAGUGAUUUCGAGGCAGAAGGAGAUGAACCCAGCAACCCCAAAGAGCCAGGUCUUGAUGGGUUUCUUGAAAUACUCGAGCAGGCUAGGCAGUUCACCUCAGAAGGAGACGCCAUGGCUUUUCUCGACGAGUCGGGUGUUCGACCCAGUGUAGGGUUGGUUUAUUCUGCAAUUUGGGCUUUAAGACGUGAGCCGCGAUUGGCUUUUUUGGCUUUCAACUGGGGUGAGAAAUGGGGUUGUAAGAGUCCAAGAGUUUGGGAAUUGAUGAUCUGGGUACUGGGCAAGAAAAGGAGUUUUAGUGUCGCUUGGAACUUGAUUAAGGACAUGCAUCGAUCUUCAAUGGCUACGCAGCGGGCAAUAUUAAUCAUGAUUGACAGGUAUGCAGCCGCCAACAAUCCUGGCAAAGCGAUCAAAACAUUCCUGGCCAUGGACAUGUUCAGAAUAACCCCUGAUUCAGAAACAUUUUUCACUUUCCUCCAUACUCUCUGUAAACAUGGGAAUAUUGAAGAAGCUGAAGAGUUUAUGCUUCAAAAUAAGAAGCUCCAUCCUUUGGAGACUCAAAGCUUCAACAUAAUUCUCAACGGGUGGUGUAAUAUCUCAGUUGACAUAAUUGAAGCCAAGAGAGUUUGGAGAGAAAUGUCUAGCUGCUGUGUCACUCCAGAUGCCACUUCCUAUACCCAUAUGAUUUCCUGUUUCUCAAAGGUUGGGUAUCUCUUUGACUCGUUAAGACUCUACGAUGAAAUGAAGAAGAGGGGCUGGGUCCCAAGCCUUGAUGUCUACAAUUCUCUUGUAUAUGUACUAACUCAAGAAAAUUGCAUGACAGAAGCUCUCAAACUUGUGGACAAAAUUAAAGAAGCAGGCCUGCAACCAGAUUCCACCACUUACAACUCCAUGAUACUUCCUCUUUGUGAAGCACAGAAGCAAGAGGAAGCAAGACACCUAAUGGUUAACAUGGUAACCAAGGGGAUCAACCCAACGGUUGUUACCUAUCAUGCAUUUAUUGAAGGGUUUAAUAUAGAAGGAGCAUUGGAACUGCUUGGUGAGAUGAGGGAAGUUGGUUGUGGUCCUAACAAUCAUACUUUUCUCCUAAUGCUCAACAACUUCUUUGGAUUGAAGCAACCAGAGAACGCAGUGAAGAUUUGGAUGGAAAUGGAGAAGUACAUGAUAAUACCUGAUUCUGCCUGUUACAUUGUACUGGUUCAAGGCCUGGCAACAUGUGGAUGGAUAACGAAAGCUAGAGAGUUCUAUUCUGAGAUGAGAUCAAGAGGAUUCUUAGAUGAUCCUAAGCUUGAAAAGCUCUUGAAGGAUCCAGAAGGAGGUGAUAAAUCUCAGAAAGAGCCAAAGCAGAAAAGUGAUGAUAUCCAGGCCAAGCGUAGGAGGGAUAAAACUAGGAGGAGGAGAAUGCAGAGACAACGCAAGAUUGAAAAUAGCACCACUUAAAUAUUUUUUUUUUGCCAAAUGUUCAUUUGAUGUGAGAGUUCAAAUGCAGAUUGCUUGUAAUUCUAGCGAUGUAGUUCCACUCUGCCAAUGUAAUAGCAUAUUUUCAUCAACAGUACCUUUUCGGCUUGCACAGGUCUAUGUAAACAGAACUGUUUCUCUCUUUCUGGAGUUGCAAUCACUAUUUUCAGUUGGGGGCAAUUACUACCCUGAA
This is a messenger RNA of Macadamia integrifolia, 2687 nucleotides long. Its product is annotated as pentatricopeptide repeat-containing protein At1g80880, mitochondrial. NCBI's taxonomy places the organism in Eukaryota, Viridiplantae, Streptophyta, Magnoliopsida, Proteales, Proteaceae. The record is from RefSeq and is a predicted model, not a curated record. Gene Ontology annotation, molecular function: protein binding. The coding region runs from base 824 to 2476 and encodes 550 amino acids. The transcript has 2 exons.